AUGAACCCAUCAGCGCAGCUGAGCGCUGCUGUACAUCACCCAGCACAUGCAGAGGUUCCGGAGGCAGGCAGGGUAACACCACAGCACAUGUCCUCGGCUGCUCUUGCCACCAUCGCUUGUCACUCCUCGGGGAUUUGGGCUGUUUGGAGGCCGGAAAUGGUGGUUCUUCCCAAAAGUCCAUCUGAUGCGCGAGGAGAGCCAGCAGGGCUGACAGAGGUAACUGAAGCUGAGGUCUCAGCUGGGAUAAACAGGUUGCGGGAUGUGUGGGAGGAUCUUUGCCAGCAGCUAAAGUCUGUCUCAGAGGCCAAGCUGCCUGCGGGGAAGGCGCUAGUUUAUCCUGAUGUUCGGUACUCAACGAAGCAGAAAAACAAUGUUAGUCUUCGGUGGCCAGGGAAAAUAACAGAAGUUUGCAAAGGUGGUCUCCAGAUGAUACGGCCCCCGCCGAAGCAAUUGCACCGUUCUGCGUUUCCCCCGACAAGGAAGAAAAUCUCCAACAGCAGCGGGCUGGCAAGUGCAGCCUACGGGAUCAACAGCAUCCUCUACCAGCGGGGCAUCUAUCCCCCCGAGACCUUCACCCGCGUCCAGAAGUAUGGGCUCACCCUCCUCGUCACCACCGACCCCGAGCUGAAGAACUACCUCAACAACGUGGUGGAGCAGAUGAAAGAGUGGCUGUACAAGUGCAUCGUGCAGCGCCUGGUGGUGGUCAUCUCGAGUAUCGAGAACAACGAGGUUCUGGAGCGGUGGCAGUUCGACAUAGAGUGUGACAAAACUGCGAAGGAUGAGAGUGCACCACGAGAAAAAUCUCAGAAAGCUAUUCAGGAUGAAAUUCGAUCUGUUAUCAGACAAAUAACUGCCACAGUAACUUUCCUGCCACUGUUGGAAACUGCCUGUGCCUUUGACUUGCUGAUAUACACAGAUAAAGAUUUGGUAGUGCCAGAAAAGUGGGAAGAGUCAGGACCACAAUUCAUAGCCAAUUCGGAAGAGGUUCGUCUUCGUUCCUUCACUACUACAAUCCACAAAGUAAAUAGUAUGGUGGCUUACAAAAAGGAUUCCUUCCCUUAAAACAUGGUAGGGGCUGUAUAUAGUUUUUGUUCAUAGUGCAGCUAAGUCAUGAACACAUCAUUACUGUUGCUCUUCCUGAAGUAUGAUACAGAA
Charadrius vociferus (killdeer) is the source of this 1155-nucleotide messenger RNA. RefSeq names its product MAD2 mitotic arrest deficient-like 1 (yeast) (gene MAD2L1). The transcript has 9 exons. Bases 1 to 1062 code for a protein of 353 amino acids. The record is from RefSeq and is a predicted model, not a curated record. Gene Ontology annotation, cellular component: nucleoplasm; kinetochore; cytoplasm. Lineage: Eukaryota; Metazoa; Chordata; Aves; Charadriiformes; Charadriidae. Gene Ontology annotation, biological process: mitotic spindle assembly checkpoint signaling.